AUGGCACAAAACCACGAGGACAUGGCCGCCGAGCUCCACGAGGAGUUCAAUGAGCGUGUCCCUAACCAGGGCACCGACAUGGCUGGCGGCUACAUUCAGAAGUCUUCUUUGGAUGAGAAGCGCGACAUCGCUGUCAUGGACGCUGAGACUGGUCCUACUGCUGACGGCGAGGAGCCCAACGAGCAUGAAAAGAAAACAUUGCGUCGUGUCGGCGAAAACCUUCCAGCUUCUGCUUUCUUGAUCGCCAUUGUGGAGUUGACUGAGCGAUUCACCUACUACGGAGCCCAGGGUCUUUUCCAGAACUACAUUUCCAACGCCAAAGACGGCAGCGAUGGCAGCGAGGGCUUGGGUAUGGGUUCCCAGGCUGCCACUGGUCUCAACCUUUUCUUCCAGUGGUUCUGCUACGUAACUCCUAUUCUCGGUGCCAUCAUCUCCGAUCAGUACCUUGGAAAGUACAAAACCAUCCUUAUCUUCUGCGGCGUCUACUGGACUGGUCUUCUUAUCCUCUGGGUCACCUCUCUCCCAGUUGCCAUUGAGCAUGGCGCUGGCAUCGGCGGUUAUGUCACGGCCCUGGUUGUCAUUGGCUUCGGUACCGGUGGUAUCAAGUCCAACAUCGCUCCUCUGAUUGCUGAUCAGUACCAGCGACGAACCAUGGCUAUCAAGACUGAAGCUUCUGGCGAGCGUGUUAUCAUUGACCCUGCGAUCACUUACCAGCGAAUCUACAUGAUUUUCUACUGGUGCAUCAACGUCGGUGCUCUCUCCUUGAUGGCCACGCCUUUCAUGGAGCUUUACAAGGGGUUCUGGACCGCUUUCCUUCUCUGCUUCUGCAUGUUCAACGUCGGUAUUGCUAUCCUCAUCCUUCGACGCAAGUCCUACGUUGUCCGUCCUCCUCAGGGCCAGGUCAUUACCGACGCUUUCCGGGCUAUUGGUAUGAUGAUUACCACCCGUACUCUGGACGGCGCUAAGCCUUCAUGGCGAGCCGAAAAUGGCAAGACCGGCAAGGUCACUUGGGAUGACCACUUUAUUGAUGAACUCAAGCGUGCUCUGAGGGCUUGCAAGGUCUUCGUUUUCUACCCCAUUUUCUGGGUUUGCUACGGACAGUUCUCCAGCAACUUCGUCACCCAGGCCAGUCAGAUGCAGGUCCACGGUAUGCCCAACGACUUCAUGCAGAACUUUGACCCUCUCUCGAUUUUGAUCUUCACUCCCAUCUUGGAGAAGAUUCUCUAUCCCAUUCUGCGCAAGCGUGGAUAUGAACUCCGCCCUAUUGCCCGAAUUACCAUCGGUUUCUGGCUUGCUGCACUUUGCUUGGCCUACGCCGCCAUUGUUCAGAAGCUGAUUUACAGCGCCGGACCUUGCUAUGACAGCCCUCGCAACUGCCCUGCUGGUAUCGAUGCUGAUGGCAAGAAGCUUCCCAACAACGUUCACGUUGCUGUCCAGGUCCCCGCCUACGUCUUCAUUGGUGUCUCUGAGAUUUUCAUCUCUGUCACCGGUCUUGAGUAUGCCUACACCAAGGCUCCUCCCAGCAUGAAGUCAUUCGUCCAGUCCCUGUAUCUCUUCACCAAUGCUUUCGGCUCUGCCAUCUCCGAGGGUCUCGUACCUGUUGCCAAGGACCCCAAGUACAUCUGGAUGUACACCGGUGUUGGUGUCUCUGCCUUCAUUACUGGCUGCCUCUUCUGGUUCCUGUUCCACCACUACGAUGCUCAGGAAGAGGCCAUGUAUGCCCUCGACCGCGACGUUCCUGUUCUGACUCUGCCUGGUCAGGAGAAUGCUCAGACCCCCAAGGAGAAGGAGCUUGAUACCAACUAG
Messenger RNA from Pochonia chlamydosporia 170, 1806 nucleotides. Its product is annotated as MFS peptide transporter Ptr2. The record is from RefSeq and is a predicted model, not a curated record. Gene Ontology annotation, biological process: oligopeptide transport; transmembrane transport. The transcript is spliced from 2 exons. NCBI's taxonomy places the organism in Eukaryota, Fungi, Ascomycota, Sordariomycetes, Hypocreales, Clavicipitaceae. Gene Ontology annotation, molecular function: dipeptide transmembrane transporter activity; tripeptide transmembrane transporter activity. The coding region runs from base 1 to 1806 and encodes 601 amino acids. Gene Ontology annotation, cellular component: fungal-type vacuole; plasma membrane.